CCGGUUCAUAUAAGUCCUUUCUAGGGCACGAAGCAGGUCACUUGGCGCGGCUUCACUCUCAAAUCCAUCCCCCUCUCUCUCUCUCUCUCUGGUUCAAUCCGGCGACGGCGGCCACAGGGAGAUUCACGGCGGCGGAAAGACCUCACCUCCGGCGGCACUUUGUUAUUCUUGAAGUGACAAUUUUAAAAAAACUUAUCAAAAUUUAGCUCGGGUUUUCAGUUUGUGCAUCCGCAACAAAAGAGAAUUAUGGCAAGUCACCUUGCUCAAGGGGGGCUAAUUAUUCAGGAUGAAAACAUCGACAUCCACCGCAAAAACCUUGUGGUGAAUGGAACAACCAAGAGUUCGAAACCAGCUUGCAAGAAAGGUGGCAUUGGGCUUGGAAGUCGUAAAGCUCUCAAUGACAUUACAAAUAAGUCAUCCGUUCAUCAUGAAGCAUUAUCAACGAAGAAGAGUUUACCAAAGGAGGAGUUUAACAUUGCCGAGGAAAUGUUUUUGCACGAUCAUAAGAAGUGCAUUGAGUCGCAGCUAAAAGCAAUGGAGCCUUGUUUCUUGGACACAGUUCUUCCUGGACAUGAUUCUGUUUCUCAUGUUGACUAUCCCAAGUCUAAACGAGCCAAGACUGAUCUUGAUAGCCUUUGCUUCUACCCAGAACCAGUGGAGUUGCCAAUGUCUGAGUUCUCUGAUUGGUCAGUGGUUUCAACUCGAAGGGACGACUCUCCUCAAUCUUCUCCAUUGCAAUUGGAUUCUCCACCUUACUCCCCAUUUGUGUGGGAACUAGAGCCUGUUGACUUUGUGUUGAAGGAAGAACAAGAUUGUUGAAUGUCUUUGUUGCUUAUUUGGCUUUGCUUAUACUACUUUGUAACUUAAAAACCACUGAUCUCACAAAUUCACUUCUCAUAUGAACAAUUGUAUAGAUUUUUUCUUCUCGUGAGGAAGUUUAAUUGAUUUGCUGUAUUUUGUGCA
Camellia sinensis is the source of this 963-nucleotide messenger RNA. RefSeq names its product protein PATRONUS 2. Gene Ontology annotation, biological process: regulation of mitotic cell cycle. Lineage: Eukaryota; Viridiplantae; Streptophyta; Magnoliopsida; Ericales; Theaceae. The record is from RefSeq and is a predicted model, not a curated record.